GGAAAGGGACCACUGCCUUGCCUGCCCCGUUUCAAAAUGGCCGCGCUACGGCUGGUGGUCAUCGCCUUUAUAGCAACUUUCUCGCGUCACGCGGUCGCCGAUGAGGAUUCUCAAGGCAAAGCAGGUUUCUGCAACGUUGCGGCUGACAGUGGCAGCCAAGGCAUUGCCUGCCAACCUCCAGUGGAUGCCAACGAGCAUGUCAAAUCAGUUUAUGUUGCGAAUGAUUCUGAAUCAGUCAAGCCUGGUACUCACCGCCUAGUCAUAUUUACAGUCGCCAGUGAUGAAACGGAUGGUUUUAAGCGUUUUGCUCGCUCUGCAAAAAUCUAUGGCUUGCAACCAAAGAUUCUUGGAAUGCAUGAAGAUUGGCUUGGGGGUGACAUGGCUAAAGGAAUGGGAGGUGGCUACAAAGUCAGGCUCCUCAAGAAGGCCCUAGAAGAUUACAAGGACGAUGCAUCGACAUUAAUCAUGUUUGUUGACAGUUACGAUGUCAUAUUCACUGCUGGAGAAGACGAAAUACUUCGGAAGUUCUACAAGUUCAACUCUAAUGUUGUGUUUUCAGCUGAGGGCUUUUGCUGGCCCGACAAAAGUCUUGCGGAGGCUUAUCCAAUAGCAAAUGGGGAACGUUUUCUCAAUUCAGGAGCUUGCCCCGAUUUCUCAUACGCAGGUUUCAUCGGUUACGCUCCUCAGGUGUACAGUAUUGUUUCUAGUUCCGAUCUUGAAGAUGAUGCGGACGACCAGCUAUUCUACACCAAGGUUUACCUUAAUGAGGACCUUAAGAGAAAAUGGGGCAUCAAGCUAGACCAUAAAGCUGAAAUUUUCCAGAAUCUGAAUGGAGCAGUAGGUGAUGUGGAGCUGCUGGGCUUAGAUUCUGAGCCAUACUUGCAUAAUUCUGCUUAUGGGACAACACCUUUGGUCAUACAUGGCAAUGGGCCUAGCAAAGUCAUAUUGAACAACCUUGGAAACUACCUUGCCAAGUCCUGGAAUGACAUAGCUGGUUGCCGUGUCUGCUAUGACACCUUCAGCCUUUCUGACAAGUUGGACUCCGAGCUGCCAAAGGUUUUGAUUGCUAUCUUUGUGGAGCACCCCACACCUUUCUUGAAAGAGGCCCUGAAUAAAAUCUACAACCUGAAGUACCCGAAGGAGAAGAUACAUCUCUUUGUGCAUAAUGCUGAGGAGUUCCAUGAUGCAGAGGUGACCAAGUUCGUGGAGGAGAAAGGGCCGGCUUACCAUUCUGUGAAGUACUUGGAUGUGUCUGAGGCCAAAAAAGAAUGGCAUGCCCGUAAUCUGGCUCUGGAGGAGUGCUUGAAGAUCAACUGCGAUUAUGCCUUCUUUGUGGACAGUGAAGUCCACAUUGACAAUCCUGGUACCCUGAGGCUUCUCAUAGAAACAAACAGGACAAUCGUAGCCCCAUUGUUGUCAAGAGAGAAGAGUCUGUGGUCCAACUUCUGGGGUGCCCUCUCUGCAGACGGCUACUAUGCGCGGUCCCAUGACUACGUGUCUCUCGUGAAACGAGAGCGCAAGGGCAUAUGGAACGUGCCUCUCGUGAACGGAGCGUACCUGAUCAAUGGUUCGCUGGUCAAGUCGCGCGAGAAAUUCCCAUCCUUCAUCAACGGUCUCCUGGAUCCCGACAUGGCCUUCUGCAAGAACAUGCGCGACAAGGGUAUAUUUAUGUUCAUGACAAACAUGGAUAACUACGGUCAUCUCAUAAAUGCUGAAACGUUCGACAUCAGGCACAAAAACCCGGACUUCUAUGAAAUCUACAGCAAUCAAAAGGAUUGGGAGCAGCGCUACCUUCAUGAGAAUUACACCAAAGUUCUCGAUCCCAGCUACAAAGUUGAUAUGCCUUGUCCAGAUGUGUACUGGUUCCCUGUUGUCUCCGAGACCUUCUGUGAACAUCUGAUUCAGAUAAUGGAAAAUUUUGGAAAGUGGUCCAGCGGCACGAAUGAGGACGAACGACUUGCUGGUGGCUACGAGAAUGUCCCGACUAGGGACAUCCACAUGAAUCAGGUCGGCUUGGAACAGCACUGGCUCUUCUUCCUUAGAGAAUACAUCAGGCCUGUGCAAGAAAAAGUGUUUCUGGGAUACUUUCAUGAUCCUCCAAAGGCCAUUAUGAACUUUGUUGUUCGUUAUCAUCCAGAGGAACAGUACUUUCUACGUCCACACCAUGAUUCAUCAACAUACACUAUUAAUAUUGCACUUAACAGACCUCGUGUGGACUACGAGGGUGGUGGCUGCCACUUUCUAAGGUACAACUGCAGUGUCAUAGACCUGAAACGUGGCUGGACUUUGAUGCACCCUGGACGCCUGACACACUACCAUGAAGGAUUGGCGGUUACAAAGGGAACGCGCUACAUUAUGGUCUCUUUUGUGGACCCUUGAAGACAGGAUCUCUUUCUUUAUUUGCUUUAAUGUGGCCAUGUGCACUCAUACAUUUAAUGCAGAGGCUUCUAGAUUUUGUUCUUCUUUUCAGCAAGUCUUAUGAAAUUGAGGUGUUUUAGAAUCUUCAUGAUGGCUGCAACACACAGUAAUCUGUGCAAGGUACAUGAAGUCUGCUGACAGUUUAACGAUCGUCUGUGAAUUUCUGCCAGGGAAUUAGUUUUUGUUAAAUAUGUCUGGAUCUUGUGGUGAAGUCAUGCAAUCUUCUUUUUUUGCAUAAUCAUAGUGCUACCACAGCAGCUUGUGGUCCUCUUGCAAAUGCUAGCCAGCAUGGUAAAAGAGCUCUGUCGUAAGCAUUUUUAACAUGCCCAAGACAGUCUCACAUGGUGUAAAAGAACUGUAAAAUGAAUGGAUGUAGUUUGUGUGACAACAGUAUAGGAAAGCCACAUUUUUUACACGUGCCUUCAAGAGUCUCAUGGAAAGCUGUCUGGUAUCAUAAUGUGACUUGGAGCUGUCAUGACUGAAUGUCCUUGCUACUGUCAUUUUUACUUGUACUUUUUUAAAAAUUCAAGAUGAAUGUGCAAGGUUUACCAUGUUUUACAUGAUGCACUGUGCUAUGAUGUACUGAGUACUUUUAAUUCCUAGCUUUUGCUUGUGUUUUUAUGUCAUGAAUUCUUGUUCUGAGCAAUUACUUUUUUCUUGCUGAUUAAUCAGCAUAAGCCAAAUAUUGCAUCAAACUGCAGUGUUCAUACAAUUGAAGUUAUUGCAUGUAGUUGCUGUGCUAGUGUCAUAUUUUGGAAUAGUAAACUGGGGUUUAUGACACGUCUAGGUGACAUAACGUCUGCACUUGUUAAAGACUAAGCUACCAUCUUUUUUCUUCUUUAUCGCACUGUGGUUUAAACACCAUUCGUCACUGUUUCAUAUGAUGAUUAUCGUGGCUCUGUAACCAUUUAAUGACCUUGCUAAAAUGUCAUCUUCUACCAUUUCAUCCCUACUUUUGUGAAGAACUUGUCUCUGAAUUGAAUUGCUGCUACUGCCAUUCUUGCAUCUAGUCAAACCUUUUACUUUACAUGCUGUAUCAUAGCACACUAAGCAUGUCAAGGCAAUGACUAUUUGUUGUCACAAAGUCUGUCUUGAGCAAGUACAGUUUCCUGGUGUGGGCCAGCUUUGCUGUGCAUUUCUGGGUUGUCUUUCUUUCUGAAGCACUGGGUGUUUUCUGUCGGAGGGUUUCAAUUAUUUAAAUGUAGCGAUUUUUGUAAAGACAAACAUUUUUUGUCAUUCAUGUUGUCUAAUUAUUUUGCAGUAAAUAAUUGUAAUCUUAAGAUGAGCUUGGCAUAUUCAUUGCCAUAUGACACAGCAAUUUCUAUCGAACAGCCAUAAGGAAUGAUAAACAUUGAGAUGAAGCAAUCACUUUUCAAUCCUUGUUGUACUAUGCUAGACUACUUCACUGUAACGUCAUUUUAUUUUUCAUGCUUUUAUUUGACAAAUUGCACAGAGCACAUGCAUAAUGACUGCAUGUUAAUGAUAUGUAUGCUUUUACUAUAGUUUGCAGAACAUACAGCUUAAAAAUGUCAGUAAACAUUUUAUAUAUUAUCACAUUCUAGCAAUAUUGCUAACGGCGACUAACACAAUGUAUUGGUAUGUGCAAUGCCGCAUUUUGCCUCUUUAUCAGAUCUUUGCACGCAUGCAUGAUCCUGUGCUACAUUAGAGUCUGUUGUAAAAAAUAUUGCAAAUUGUACCCUGUACCUGUGUAAAAUUGCCGUGUACAGGAGUUGUCCUUAUCCAACACUAGUGCUGUUAUUUUCACUGGUACAUUACCUGCAAAGGUGUUCAGAGCAUGGGUUCUGAGAAAAAGCAAACCUUCAUUACAGACAAUGCAUUUGACUUUAAAUCAAAAUGUGCGGUGGAUAUUUCCACACAUGACUAUCACAUUGCUCAUUGGGUUUCCUGGGUGAGUGCUCAAGUUGCAAGAAAAGCGUACUUUUAUGCUUAUUCCAUGCUCCAAACACUUUUGCGAUCAGCUGCACAUUUUUUUUUGUAUACACAUGUUAGGAGUGUGCUGUCACUUAUGAAAGCAUUAGCUGUGCGUGUCUUAAAAGUGCCAAACUGCCACGGUGAGGUUUCAGUCGAUGCUUUCAACUUUCUUACGCCCUAUUUAUGUGUCGCCAUUUUGUCUUGUGUGUUUUCAAGCUGCUUAAGCUUUUGUUGAUGCUUGUUUAGACUGCAUUUGUUUCUUUUCUCUCCAUAUAGUCUAGUCUUUUACCAGUGCUGAAACUGUUCUGAGAAAAAAGAACAGUACGGAAUCAUUGUUGACUAGUUUACUACAGCAUGCGUUUUGCUGUUUUGAGGAUGCUAACUUUUUUUCGUAUACCCUGGAUCCUAGCAAGAACUUUGUAGUAAACUUUACGGUGUCUGCCACUUACUUUUAACUCAGUGUUUUUUUUGCCCAACUAUCGUGCAGGUGCGUGUCUUAGUUCCGUGACUGAGAAUUUGUUAUUUGCAUACAAUGUAGAAGAAUAUAUUGCUGAAAGUUGCAUGUAUCCAAAGACAUAAGUGUUCUGCUUUUCUGUUGCGCCAAUGUUUUAUGUUGGUGUUCGCUGCUGUUAACCGUUUUUUUUUUCUAGUGGCUUGUUGUAGGUGCCAAUACUCAUUUGCAAUCACUGUUUAGCCCAUGGUUCUUCGGACUUAAUUUGUAGCCAAUACUUGAGCACACUUGUGGUUGAAGAACUGCUUGAGAAAGUAUUUUGUACAAACAAAUAAACAGUUUUUUAGAACA
Molecule: messenger RNA, 5152 nt
Organism: Dermacentor albipictus
Lineage: Eukaryota; Metazoa; Arthropoda; Arachnida; Ixodida; Ixodidae
Gene: Plod
Product: procollagen lysyl hydroxylase
Biological process (GO): peptidyl-lysine hydroxylation
Cellular component (GO): endoplasmic reticulum
Molecular function (GO): L-ascorbic acid binding; procollagen-lysine 5-dioxygenase activity; iron ion binding
Source: RefSeq, a predicted model, not a curated record